Molecule: messenger RNA, 1546 nt
Organism: Catharus ustulatus (Swainson's thrush)
Lineage: Eukaryota; Metazoa; Chordata; Aves; Passeriformes; Turdidae
Gene: C8G
Product: complement C8 gamma chain
Exons: 6
Coding region: 85-939 (284 amino acids)
Biological process (GO): complement activation
Cellular component (GO): membrane attack complex
Source: RefSeq, a predicted model, not a curated record
CUCCCCCGCCACGGCCCCUCCUCGACCCCCGGCCGUGGCCGGGCCCGCUCACUGGGCUCCAGCUCGGCUUGGCCCGGCCAGGCGAUGACCCUGGCGAUGACCCCGUCCGGCCGCCACGAGGGCUCCUGGCUCCUAGCCGUGCCCGCCCGGCCCCGCCGCUUCCCGGCAGCGCUGGCCUCGCACACCGGCACAUGGCGACCCUGCGAACCCUUCUGCUUCUCGGGCUGCUCUUUACGACGCGGGGGCAGAGGGCGGCGCAGAGACGGCGGCCGCCCCCUCCCCAGAGUGCGCUGGAGAAGGUGGCGGCUCAGGAGGGGCUCAACCUCCACCAGCUACCUGGCAGAGCACAGCCACCAGUUGGAGGCCACGAUGAUGACAGUGACCGUCCUGGAUGGGCAGAGCCUGGCCAUCAGCACCUUCAGGAAGCUGGACAGGAUGUGCUGGGAAAUCAGGCAGCACUACCUUCCUGCCCAGGCCCCUGGACGCUUCCUGCUGAAGGGCCAUAGGAAAAGCAGCAAGGUGGAUGUGGUGGUGGGUGAGGCUGAUGCCAGCAGCUUCAUCAUCCUCUAUUACCAGAAGGGCCGCAGCAUCUCUGUUAAGCUCUAUGGACGGAGCAGCCUGGUCAGUGACACCGUCAUGGACAAGUUCGAGCAGCGCAUCAGGGCUGUGGGACUGAGUGAGGAUGUGACUUACCACUUCCCCACCUAUGGGUUUUGUGACUCUGCAGAUGAGUUUCACGUCCUCGAUGGUGAGUUGGGGGUGCGGGGUAAUGCACUGGGUGCACUUGUGUGCCAGGCUCGGUCCCACACUGGGCACCAGUCGGGUGUCCCUGUCCUGGCAGUGAACUGGGCACACUGGGCCAGAUCCACACUGCACCAUGGUUGUGUGGUCCUGCCCCAGGAGUAUGGGAGGGCUUGUCUGGCACAGGAGAGGCCAUGACAGACCAUUGCUUAGAAUAGAGUCUAUGCCCUUGUGUGGCAAACCGUCACUCAGAAUAGGCAUCAGGUACAUCCUGGCAAAAGCAAACCCCACUCACCCCCCACAUGGGUCAGACUGGGCUUGAUGGAUCUAUAUUGAUGUUUCCUGGGGUGAGGGCUGAUCUGGGAUGAGAUAUCCUGCCACAGGAGCACCCUGGGGUGAGAGCUGCAGUCCCCGGGGACAACUCCAUCACUUGUCAUUGGUGCUUGGGGAGCUAGAGGUAAGUAUCCAGCCUUGAUGCUGGGCUUGGACAACCCCCCAGCCCCUCAGCACUUCUCUUCCUUCCAGAAAUGAAUCUGUAGGUGCACAUAGAGUUGCCAGGAUGUCCUAGAGUUCACCUCAGCCAGAUGCCGAUUGGCCACACAGAUCUGAGCCACGCUUUCAUCAGCUCCCGCUGCUGCUCCACAGUUAUGGAGCCAGCCAGCCCUGGGGCUCCUCAGCCCCUCCACCUGUGCUGGCAGCUGUGUAUGUCCUUGUCCUGUGCCUCCCAACUUGUGUCCCCCCUCUGCUCUGUGCCUCACUCUUCUGCAGCAGCAUGCAACGCCCCAAUAAAUGCCUCAGAGAAGAA